GGCUCAUAGCACUUAGUAGUAGGUACGCCUCAAAUAUGUGCAUUGUGUAGUACUAUCAUCGUAGUUCAAGAACACAUAUCGUCGGUUUCAAUUUAGUGGUAGCUAAAUUUGAACGUUCGGAAACAUGAAUAACCUAUUUAAGAGUUUAGUGCUUUGUAUUGUUGUUGUAUCCAUAAAAGCCUCUAUGCCAGUAACCGUUUACUACGAAGCGUUAUGUGGAGAUAGUGUUCAUUUUAUCACUCGACAACUAUAUCCCAACUACCAAUUUGUCAAAGAUAAAAUUACCCUGGAUUUUGUGCCCUAUGGAAAAGCCUUGCACACUUAUAAUUCUACGACUGAUCAUUACACAUUCACGUGCCAACACGGAAAAGAAGAAUGCUUGGGUAAUAAAUACCAAGCUUGCGGGCUAGCCCAAAUUGAUAACCCGGACACAAAACUUGAAUUUGUUGUGUGCGUUAUGUCAGCAUACAAUCCUGGAAAACUAGAAUAUGUCAAAGCAUGUGCUGAACGAUAUCAAGUAGACUACCAUAAAUUGGUUUCCUGUGCACUAUCAAGAGAAGGAGACAAACUUUUAGCCGCUCAUGGAGAUAGAACUCAGGAAUUGGAACCGAACCUAUACUUUGUACCGACAUUAGUACUUAAUAAUAGUAUUGUCAUUAAUUCUGAUGAUCAAGAUGAGUCUCGACAAGAUUUUAUGGGUUUUUUGUGUACCAGAUUGCCUCAUAAACCAGACAUAUGCAACGAUAACACAAGCCUAUUCAAAAAGGUGAAGAAUUUUCUCUUCUGAAAUACUUUUUGCCUAUGUUUGGUCUGGUGCUACUUUCUAUCUAUCUAUUGCAUAGGAGGGUGAUUUUUUUGUUGCAACAGUAAAAAUACAGACAUUAAGUAUGAAACAAUUUUUAUUUCGCAUGUGAACAAAUUAGAUCUUUUAUAUUUAAUUUAUUUUUUAUAUUGUUUGAAUCUAGUCAUUUUAUGUAAUCAUCUGUUGUUUUCGGCUUUGCCGUACCUAAUACCCAUACUUCUAUUACGAAAUAAAUAAUUUGAAUAUAAUAAUAAAAUUAA
Molecule: messenger RNA, 1062 nt
Organism: Ceutorhynchus assimilis (cabbage seed weevil)
Lineage: Eukaryota; Metazoa; Arthropoda; Insecta; Coleoptera; Curculionidae
Source: the annotation of a GenBank genome assembly